Sphaerodactylus townsendi is the source of this 5912-nucleotide messenger RNA. RefSeq names its product glutamate ionotropic receptor AMPA type subunit 3 (gene GRIA3). Gene Ontology annotation, cellular component: postsynaptic membrane; AMPA glutamate receptor complex; plasma membrane. The transcript has 15 exons. Gene Ontology annotation, biological process: synaptic transmission, glutamatergic; monoatomic ion transport; modulation of chemical synaptic transmission. Gene Ontology annotation, molecular function: AMPA glutamate receptor activity; transmitter-gated monoatomic ion channel activity involved in regulation of postsynaptic membrane potential. The record is from RefSeq and is a predicted model, not a curated record. The coding region runs from base 427 to 2883 and encodes 818 amino acids. Lineage: Eukaryota; Metazoa; Chordata; Lepidosauria; Squamata; Sphaerodactylidae.
UCUCCGGGCUCUGAAACUGACACGAGGCGCCGCCGCAGUUUUGCGGGGAGGCUCAAAAGGGACGUGCGCGGCCGAGGCGGCGGCAGACUAAGUUGGAGCCCUCCUCAAACCCCCCUCGUGGACCGAUCGAGGGGGCCACGGCGGAGGGGGCCCUGCCGAGCCUCCCCUUUUGCUGCUCGACCCACCAUCUUUGCGUGCCGGGGGCUUGGGGGCGGCAGGGGUUGGAGUCUCAGCCCGUCGCUCGCAAGCCCAUGAGCCCUUCCAGUCUGGGGUGAAGGGGGCCCCGAGAGAAGGUUGAGAGGGGGAAAGGAGGGGGGAAUCCCACCAGUUUUCCGAGCCUUUCCUGCCCCGCGGCCACUGGUGCGCCCAUGCCCGCCUUGUCAGUUUCGUUUUAGGAAUUGAACUGCAGGGGCUUUAAAAAAAAAUAUGGGGCAGCCGGUGCCUCCAACUCUCUUCCUUUUGCUGGUGGGGCUUCUGAGAGAGUCUCGGGGAGGAUUUCCAAAUACCAUCAGUAUAGGAGGGCUGUUCAUGAGAAACACGGUCCAGGAGCACAGUGCAUUCCGAUUUGCUGUACAGUUAUACAACACAAACCAAAAUUUCACAGAAAAACCUUUCCAUUUGAACUAUCACGUGGACCACCUGGAUUCCUCCAACAGCUUUUCGGUCACCAAUGCAUUCUGUUCACAGUUCUCCAGAGGAGUCUAUGCCAUCUUUGGAUUCUAUGACCAGAUGUCGAUGAAUACACUAACAUCGUUUUGUGGAGCACUGCACACAUCAUUCAUCACUCCCAGUUUCCCGACCGAUGCGGAUGUGCAGUUUGUCAUUCAAAUGCGGCCAGCUCUGAAAGGAGCCAUCUUGAGCCUUCUGACAUAUUACAACUGGGAGAAAUUUGUGUACCUCUAUGACACAGAAAGAGGAUUUGCCAUUCUCCAGGCAAUUAUGGAAUUCGCCGUGCAAAAUAACUGGCAAGUGACAGCUCGAUCUGUGGGAAGUAUAAAGGAUGUUCAAGAGUUUAAGGCAAUCAUUGAGGAAAUGGACAAACGACAGGAGAAAAGAUACUUGAUAGACUGUGAAGUAGAAAGAAUAAAUACCAUUUUGGAGCAGGUUGUAACCCUGAGUAAACAUUCCAGAAGCUAUCACUACAUGAUUGCUAACCUGGGGUUCACAGAUAUUUCCGUGGAAAGAGUGGUACAAGGAGGUGCCAACGUGACUGGGUUUCAGAUCAUCAACAAUGAAAACCCCAUGGUCCAGCAGUUUAUGCAACGCUGGGUUAGACUGGAUGAAAGGGAAUUUCCAGAAGCCAAAAAUUCACCGUUAAAGUAUACAUCUGCACUGACCCACGAUGCCAUACUAGUCAUAGCAGAAGCGUUCCGGUACCUCCGAAGGCAGCGUGUUGACGUCUCCCGGAGAGGAAGUGCUGGAGACUGCUUAGCAAACCCGGCUGUGCCUUGGAGUCAAGGAAUCGAUAUAGAAAGAGCACUGAAAAUGGUUCAAGUGCAAGGAAUGACUGGAAAUAUCCAAUUUGAUACCUAUGGACGUAGAACUAAUUAUACAAUUGAUGUGUAUGAAAUGAGACCUGGUGGACCGCGGAAGGCUGGUUACUGGAAUGAAUAUGAAAGAUUUGUGCCCGCAAUUGACCCAUCUGUGUCUAAUGACACUUCGUCGGUAGAGAACAGGACCAUUGUAGUCACCACCAUCCUCGAAGCUCCUUAUGUAAUGCGCAAGCAGACCCCUGACCAAAAAGAAGGAAAUGAAAAAUACGAAGGUUAUUGUGUAGAUCUUGCUUAUGAAAUUGCAAAACAUGUUGGAAUAAAAUAUGAACUUUCCAUUGUUCCUGAUGGUAAAUAUGGAGCGAGGGAUCCUGACACAAAGAUGUGGAAUGGCAUGGUGGGUGAGCUGGUCUAUGGGAGAGCCGACAUUGCCGUGGCCCCACUCACCAUAACAUUGGUCCGAGAAGAAGUCAUUGAUUUUUCCAAGCCUUUCAUGAGUCUGGGCAUCUCUAUCAUGAUCAAGAAGCCCCAGAAGUCUAAGCCGGGUGUCUUCUCUUUUCUGGAUCCUUUGGCUUAUGAAAUAUGGAUGUGUAUAGUCUUUGCUUACAUUGGUGUCAGCGUGGUUCUUUUCCUAGUCAGUCGCUUCAGCCCUUACGAGUGGCAUUUGGAAGACAACCAAGAAGAACCCCGAGACCCUCAGAACCCUCCUGACCCUCCAAAUGAGUUUGGAAUAUUUAACAGCCUUUGGUUUUCCCUGGGUGCCUUUAUGCAGCAAGGAUGCGAUAUUUCUCCAAGAUCUCUCUCAGGGCGAAUUGUUGGAGGCGUCUGGUGGUUCUUCACACUCAUCAUUAUCUCUUCCUACACUGCCAACCUCGCUGCCUUCCUCACAGUGGAAAGGAUGGUGUCUCCCAUCGAAAGCGCUGAAGAUUUGGCUAAACAGACCGAAAUAGCCUACGGGACUUUGGAUUCAGGCUCAACCAAAGAAUUUUUUAGAAGAUCCAAAAUAGCUGUGUACGAGAAAAUGUGGUCAUAUAUGAAGUCGGCAGAGCCAUCAGUCUUUGCCAAAACGACAGCAGACGGGGUGGCCCGCGUGAGGAAAUCAAAGGGGAAGUUUGCCUUUCUGCUUGAAUCGACCAUGAAUGAGUACAUUGAACAACGAAAGCCCUGUGACACAAUGAAAGUUGGUGGGAACCUGGAUUCCAAAGGCUAUGGUGUAGCAACUCCCAAAGGCUCAUCAUUAAGAAAUGCUGUUAACCUGGCAGUAUUAAAACUGAAUGAGCAAGGCCUCUUGGACAAAUUGAAAAACAAAUGGUGGUACGACAAAGGAGAGUGCGGCAGCGGGGGAGGUGACUCCAAGAACUCCUGUAAACCUUGCAGUAUUGAAACUCAGUGAACAAGGCAUCUUAGACAAGCUGAAAAACAAAUGGUGGUACGAUAAGGGUGAAUGUGGAGCCAAGGACUCCGGAAGUAAGGUCAGUUGCUGAAGGUCUUUUUGUACUGAUUAGCAAUCACAUUUUUUUUUGACCCAACUGUUUUAUUUUAUCCCAAAUGGCUUUCCAAAGUUACUUUUUACAUUCCGAAGGUUCAUGGGGCAACAGGAAAAGGCAGGGCAUCAAUGGAAAAGGAGAAAAUCAUCAAAAGGUCAGGAAAAGUGACCGCAUUUCACUUUUGCAGUAUCAAAGGUGUUAGUUACAAGUCCAUUUUUUAUAACCUAGUUGGGUUUUCCCCUCAAAAUUAAAGCCCCCCCCCCCAUAUUAGCAUCUCCAUUUAAAAUAGACACAUUCCAUUUGACUCAACUGUUUGCUUUAAGCUUCCCGAAGCCCUCCUACAAGUUCACAUACAGCUGCGUGAUAAAAUUUUGUAACUUCUCUUUCAUACCUAAUGGUUUUUGAAGGAUAGUUGCUAAGGAUUGCGAAGGAUAUUUUUGAGAAGACAUCACACUAACAAGCAUGAAACAUCCCUUUUGCCAAGGAAGUUGAAAUUUUGGAGGGGUUUAGUUGGGUUUUUUUAAAUCAAAUAGUGCACUAUUUUAUUGCUGGCUCAUCCCAUGACUUCUAUUUUUUUUAAUUAUUCAUCAAACCAUUUUGCUACUGUAUUAUCACAUAUCCACACCUGAAACUUCUGCAGUUGCAUAUUUUGAUUUUGUUUUCAGUAUGGCUUUCAGCUUAUUGUCACCAAGCAACACAGAACGAAUUCUCUUGUUGGGGUGGUGGGCGGAGAGUGACCCUGGAGUAACCUUUGCCUGUGGAACGACUGUAAAUUUCAGUGGAUGUUCCAUGUGCAGAAUGGCCACCAUGGGUUUCUGGACAGACACUUUUUUUCUGAUUUGGGAGAACACCUUCUGCUUAAUUGCUGUGCUGAAACCUGGAGAUGUACAUGAUGGAGCACUUUUGAAAGAAAUAUCCCCUGGUAGUUUGGCAUGUCUUUCUGAGGCACACAGCACAAAUCGAUGCUCAGCUCCCGUUAGAAAUUAAUGAGAACUAAGCACCUACCUUCUGCUUGUGUCUUUGAAAUUUACUGUGACAAAGAGCAUUAUUAUUAUAAUCAUUACAUUUUGUUUGAAAAACAGCUGCCAAUUCUUUAGCUGGUUUUAUUAUUUAUUUAUUUAUUUAUUUAUUAUCUUCAAAGAAGGCAACAUCUUCUAGUCCUACCGAAGUCAAUUGAUCACCAUUGAGUCCGGCAGGGCUAGGAUAUGGCCUCUACUUAAGAUUACCUUUGGGCCGACGGAUGUUUGAAUGCACCAUUGCAGGAUCAGCCUCUUUGUAAUGCAAACUUGAACUAAAAUUCAAAUUGAUUCUCACAGCUAAGCCUAGUUUUCUAAAAUACUUUUGUUUUCCCCAGCUGAAAUUUAUCUUUUUGUUUGUUGGUUUGUUCGUUUGGUCAUUUUUCCCCCCUUCCCCCUAAUUUUAGACAUUUUACAAAGAGUUUGUCCAUAAACUGAGGCUUAGCCUGCAACUUUUUAAACAGUCAGUUCCAAUUUCUGCCACAGAUUGGUCUGGAAUCCAGAUUGACAUCAACUACUCAAGCCUUGUCUACAUAAGAGAGUUGAGCUGGUAUAGAUUAAAGCAGUUGUUAAACCAGUGCAAGGCCCUGUAUGUGAACACUAGGGUUUUUUUUCUAAAGUGUCUUAUGGCCUCUUUUUCCCUGGAUUGGGUUUUGGAUUCCUUGCAUUAAUGGAGACCCAAGGGGUUCUCCUCGCCGAAAUGCUGUCUGAAGCAUGGGCUUAAUCCUGCAGCGUUUGAAUCAACACAGAAUGCAAGCUUUUGGCUAACCUUUCUCUCUCUUCCCUGUCCCGCUCUUCCAAAUUGAAGCCCUAAAGUGGUUUGUCCGCAUGGGGACUUGAACUGGUUUGACUCCAUUGGUUUGAAUUCAUGUCAGGUAAUACCUGCACAACUUUCUCAUGUUGACAAGCCCUCUGAUUUUCUUUGUGUCACAGCUCAAACAAUAAAUAUUGAAACAUUGGAGAACCAACAGAGCAGGUAAUCCAAUUCAGCAGCAAAAUGGUUGUGAUGGUGUCUCAACAGACAGAGAAAUUAUUUUUUUUACAUUUAAGACUCCUCCUCCCCAUUGUCUUUUAUGCAUAUAAGAUACACACCUUAGACAGCUGAGUUCUCUUUAAGUUUAUACUACUUUUUAUUCCUCCCCAGAAGCUCGUGGUGAACUUAGAGUAAUGUAACACAGCCUGACCAACUUCAUCAAACGUUACUGUUACUGUAUAGAAGUUGCAUAAAUUUAGCAAAAUUUAAAUUACUUUCCUGUGCAUUCUUUAAUGUAGACAGUAUCCGGGGGGUUUUCUAUGAAAGCAAUCUUCUAUUAAUUCAGUCUUCAUUGUUCAGCCCACCCUACAUGGGAAAAAUUUAAACGAUCCAUUUGAACAGUAAUAUUCCUUAUUCAGAAGCCCACACACAGCCAAGCAGGCUCCAUGUUGAAUAUCACUGGACUAGGAAGCAUUAAUUUUGUAAUCAGGCAGAGUAAGCACCAAACAUGGGGAGGUUAAAAAACCAUUUUUUUCUGGAUGUCCCAACCUUAAGUCUUUUUCCACUAUGGGACAAAUUUAAACAAGAGCUGAUUAACUAGAUUAGCCGGCAAAAAGUGUUUUGAAUUCACUUAGGACCUAUGAAUUGUGAGUUAAGCACAAGAAUUCUCAGCUGCAAACUAGAAAGGACAGAGUAUUUAAAUAAACACAUAGGUCUUCCAAAGUUGAACCUCUUGGUCUAGCAAAAUAACAUGUUGUCUUUCUUUUUCUCCCCCACAGCAAAACUAAUCAACUGGUUCGUUUUUCUUAGGACAAGACAAGUGCUCUGAGCCUGAGUAAUGUUGCUGGGGUUUUCUAUAUUCUUGUCGGAGGUCUUGGCCUUGCCAUGACGGUGGCUUUGAUAGAAUUCUGUUACAAGUCUCGGGCUGAGACCAAACGAAUGAAAA